CCCAUAACAACAUCAUUGAGAAUGAGACGGAGGUUGGAUGUCUCCGAGAGCGUGACGACGACGGGAUGCAAACCGGCAACUGCUUCCGAUGCCGUCAAACCGGCCACUGGAUCAGCGAUUGCCCUCUCAAAUCGAAAGCCGAUGACGAUCCUCCUCCACCGUCGAUCCACUGCCCUUGCGGCGGAGGUCUCUGCGAAACCAAGCUCUCGAACACUAAAGAGAAUCCCGGAAGGAGAUUCUACAAAUGCCCUGCUGCUCAGAAGUGCACCUUCUUCAAGUGGUGUGACAAAGCAACCGACGAAGAUAUCAGAUUCCGCCCCGCCUUCACCAUCCCCGAUUGCCCCUGCGGUUCUGGACCUUGCCGGAGAGUCGUAGCUGAUUCUGGACGAGCUUACUUGCAAUGCGGCGUCAAAAAGGGUUUUGGGGCUUGUGGAUUCUUCAAAUGGGUGGAUGAUGUUGAGGUGAGGUGUGAUGCAGCUGAUGAGAUUGGUUUCUGGGAGGAAGCUGAUCUUGUUUUGAGUGAUGUGGAAAGCAGCUUCCUGGCUGCUGCUGCUGGUGUACCGGAGAAUACAGAGGAUGACUCUUCUGUUUCUGAUGUACAUUCUGCUCCUGCUGCUGUGAACCAAGGUUUCCUUAUGUCUGAACCCGUUGUGAUUGAACCUGGAGAGAAACUACAUGGUGAUUGUGCUCUUUCCAAGCUGAGUGUAGAUGAAGCAACAAGUGGUUUGGGCAGAGAUACGGUCUCUAAUGGUUCUGUGGCGAAACGUGAGAUGAUAUGCUAUGAGCAACCUGUUGAAGAAGCUGAGUGGUCAUUCCCCGAUUUGGAUGACCUAAUGGAGCAGUACAACUCAGAGAAGCUUCAGCUGGAGAGUGUUUCAGCGAAACAUGUGCAGGUGUUGAGUGAGUUUAUGAGUUCAUACAGUCGACUAAGGCUACUUCACGAGAAAACUGGUAAUUUGAGGAAACUGUUGCUUGAGACGGAGAAGGAGAUGGCUAGUUGUGAGGCCGAGGCAUUGGAGCUUGGAGCGAGUUGCCGGGAAGUGGCUGGAGAGAUGGCUGAGGCUCAGAAUAGGAUGCAGGUGAUGGCAGCGAUACUAGGAGAUGAAGUGGAAUUAUUGAAGCAGAAAGAGUUUGUUGGUAGGAAGAGAAGAAGAUGUUGAGGUUGCAUGCGAGUGUCAUUGUAAGUGUUGGAAUGUAACUAUUACUGGUUACACUUUAUUUUAGCCAAGUAAUUAAUAAAUUCAUUUAACUCCUUAAUUCA
Brassica oleracea var. oleracea is the source of this 1261-nucleotide messenger RNA. RefSeq lists its product as uncharacterized. Bases 66 to 1160 code for a protein of 364 amino acids. Gene Ontology annotation, molecular function: nucleic acid binding; zinc ion binding. Lineage: Eukaryota; Viridiplantae; Streptophyta; Magnoliopsida; Brassicales; Brassicaceae. The transcript is spliced from 4 exons. The record is from RefSeq and is a predicted model, not a curated record.